Molecule: messenger RNA, 6102 nt
Organism: Dermacentor albipictus
Lineage: Eukaryota; Metazoa; Arthropoda; Arachnida; Ixodida; Ixodidae
Source: RefSeq, a predicted model, not a curated record
GCGGCUGUGCGGUGCGUGAACGAGCUGCACCGGCGGCGGCCUUCGAAAGAGUUUUUUUGCCACCACGAAGGGCGUCGAGAGAAAAGAAGAGCCGUCGUAGUAGUGAUUGUGGCGUGUUUUUAUCGAGCUGUGACACUGUUUUAUUCCUCUCCUUUAAUGAAGUCGAGCGGCAGCAAUCACUUUCCUGGGCAGCCCGACGAGUGAGUCAGUGUUGUUACCCUGUGAAGUGCCUUGGCCGCGUCGUCUUCGUGCGUGGAUUUGACCGAGUGUGCUGUGGAUUCGCGGCGUUUUCGCCACCAGCAAAACCCGCCGCGCCUCCACGCCUUCUGACUUGCCGUCGUCCUCGCCAGGAUAGCCGAGAUCGCGGCGUUGAUAAGCGCGCCGGCGCGUCGACGACGUUCGCUUCGCGACGAGCACGCACCGCAAAACCCAACACCACCGUCCUCUUCGACGCCCGUCGUGUACAACAGCAACAACAAACACGCUUUUACAAGCCAUUUUUUUUCCUCGUCUUGACAGUGUCGCGAGAAGUUGAUAUCUGCGAAUUGUGAGUCGGGGCCUUCGAUUUCCAAUCCAAAUUUGCCUCCGUCUUCGUGAUCCUCCCGCAGAGAAGUGCGGGAGCAAGAAAAGAGUUACGCUUCUUCUGGGCCUCUCGCCACGUACCUUGGGUGUCUUCUUCAUCUCCGACCGGCUUUUUGUCAUCCGCUCCUCGACGUCACCAUCGCCCAUGGGAUUCGGGCGGGAGGAUUGUCACCAGCGCAUGCCCGGCCCUCGUUGACUCCGGAGACAGCGCUCGUCCGUCAAUCACAUCGCACUCUCUCCCUGCGAGCGCAGCUUUCCCGCAACGCACGGACUCUCGACAACCGUGGCCGACUGAGAGGGGGCUGUGCAUGACUUCUCCCUGAGGAGACCAACUACUAUUCACAACGUGCCCCGAAACCAAAGCCAUGGGGAGGAAAAAAAUACAGAUAUCCAGGAUCACGGACGAGAGGAACCGGCAGGUGACGUUUACGAAGCGCAAGUUUGGCCUGAUGAAGAAGGCCUAUGAGCUGAGUGUGCUCUGUGACUGCGAGAUCGCCCUGAUCAUCUUCAACAGCACCAACAAGCUGUUCCAGUAUGCCAGUACCGACAUGGACAAGGUUCUGCUCAAGUACACCGAGUACAACGAGCCACACGAGAGUCGCACCAACAGCGACAUUGUUGAGGCACUGAGCAAGAAGGAACACAAGAAUUCCACAAAUGGUUGCGACAGCCCAGAGCCAGAUGCCGACCAGUACUCACUGACAACCCGGCCAGAAGCCAAGUACAGCAAAAUCAAUGAGGAGUUUGAAUUGAUGAUGCAGCGCAGUGCUCAACUGAAUGGGUCUCGAGGCCAGCCUUCCAUGAGCCAAGGCAUGAGCUCCCUCGCUGGCUAUGCGUCCCAGGAGGGUCUUAUGCAGCCUUCUCCCCAGAUGACUCACUCUAGUGUCAGCCCCCGCCCGAGCUCUUCAGGGGGUGCCUUGCUGGACAUGAAUGGUGUGAGCUCCAAUGGCUACCACCGGUCAACGUCCCCGUCAACCAACUUGGCCAGCUGCAGUUCCCCUGCAGGCAAAGGUUCCAAGGGGGCCUCGCCCAGCCGCUCUUCUUCUUCCGCUGCUGGACUGCGUGUCGUCCUUCCAGGAUCUCCUUCCCCCACAGGACAGCUGCAUGACCCCUCACACUUGUUCCUCCAGCAGUCAAUGGUUCGGACAUCCAAUGCUUCGCUCACAACCCCAGUUGUCUCAGUGACGGGGCCAGGGAUGCCUGGCAUGUCAGCGUAUCCGUCCUCUCUAGCAGCUGGCUUUCCUCCAUCGGACUUCCAGCUAAACCCUGAACUUGGCCUUGCGGGUUUCAACUCUCCAGGGCUGAUGCAUAACUGGUCUACUCAAGGUCCCCUGGCCAAUGCUGCUGUGCCUUCUGGGGCCAUGCAGGCUCACUCCAGUGGGAGCCCCAGUGUUCUUGGCAGCCACUUGUCUCUAGGAAAUGCGACACCGCCACCUGCAUCAUCUCCCUUGCCCAUCCGGAUCAAAAGCGAACCCAUUUCACCACCGCGCGGUGGCGGAGGCGGAGAUGGUCUGCACGGGGGAGGCAGCAAUGCUCGACCCCCAUCGGGCCACUUGUCUCCUCCUGGGCAGCCCCCACUGACCCCUUCCACAUCUUCCUCGCCGGACCCGACAGGCGACUACGAUGGUGCUAAGCGCCCACGCCUCUCGGCCGACGGCUGGCCGACGUAAGCCAACUGGAGCCGAGCCCCCUUCUGGCCCCCCUGGGGGGUUUGUCCUCCUGCUCCUCCCUGAGUCUACUUGCGAGUGUGCUGUGUGUUACUUCCUCCCCUCUUUUGCUGACUGUACGGCGUGCAAGCAGGGUCAUCCUCCCACCACCCACGGGAGAAAGGCUGUGUGCGCUGUUUCCCUGCAAUGUUUUUUUUUUUCUUUGUGCCCAACCCCCUCCAAGGUUUACAGGGAGCAGCAAAGUCGCAGCUCCGUUUGGCGACCAGGAAAAACGCCAUUUGGGCUUUCCUUCUUUGUCGUCCGCGUCAGUGAUGAAGACCGGAAGCAUGUACAUAAGAAUGGCGCGGCUGUGCCCGCCGCUCUGGCCUUUUUUCGACUUUUCGUCGAGGCUAGUUACUUGGCGGCUCCACCUGCCAGAGUAAAAGACACACCUCUGGAUGUCUUCUCUCUCUCAUUUCAUUGUUAUUUUUAUUCUUGCUGCACCUGUGGCACUCAUUAGGUAGAGUGAAAAAAAUAUAUAUGUGAGUAGGUGACUUACUACUACACAAAAAGGCGUCAGCAACAAUCUUAAACACGUGCGAGGCACAGCUACUUGAGCUCCACUCUUGUUCCACUCGUUGACAGGCGCUUUGCGUUGUGCCGCUGAACAAUGGAGCCAGGGGCGUUUUUUUGGGAGAAAGUACAAGCUUGCCCUCAAGGCCUGCACUGCUGAGAGAGAGAGAGAGAGCAUUGCCAUGGGAUUGAACCAGGGCCGAACAAACGCCCGUUGUGGCCAACUCAGUCAGGUCCAGAGCCAAGGGAAGCGCCAUGUAGGGCACACACACAGUGAGAUAGAGCUAGUGACUAGCACAAACCCCUCCCCAAGGCAGUGAGUGCAGCCAUACAUGGACCGUUUGUAGACACACGUGUUUUUUUGCAUACCAAAGUCAAGUUUGUUGAGAGGGCAAGGUUGCACCCAGUUUGUUGUCAAGCAAUGUUGUUGCCGGUAGGAAGUAGUGCCAGGUUGUUCUCUGGAAAAAAAAAAAAAGCGGUGCACCGUAUAAGAAAGAGACCGCAUGCACAUCCUGCCUCUUGUUUUAGAUAGAAAGAGCACGCGUUGUCAACAUGACCAUAUUUUUGGUAUCUGCCAGUCAAGCGCAUGGCACGGCUUCCCCCAGCAUCCCCUGUUCUUCACAACAGUUUUCUCCUCGUGGUGAAAAAGUUUGGUGGUACACCCAACAGGCAUGAAGUAAACAUGAAACCACACACCCGCCCACCCACUUCUUUUCCCUCCACUACUUGUGUGUGUGUGUGUUCCAAAAAAAGUGCAUGUGUUCUAGUGACUGUAGUGCUGUGUGCCUUUGGACAGGGGAAACAGAAAAAAAAGAAAAAAACUUUUUGACGGUGAAGCCGCAAAGAGGGGUGAACACUACCUAUCUAUCAACCUUGUUUCUGUUGAGGUCUCAGUGUUUACACGCUGAAUAUAAAUAUUAUAUAUAUAAAUAUAUAUUAUACACACCACGCGUGCACGCGCGUAUAAAGUAUAUUUCAUACGUGAUGCACCAGCUCAUGUCAGUUUUGUUUUUAUUUCUUUCUGCUUCUCCAGCAGCUGUCAUGAGGAUCUUUCGCUCCUGCUUGUUGCCCUCAUUAAUGUUGCACUAGAAAGCAUACUGCCGCAUCCCUCUUGGAAUAAAAAAAAAUGUUAAAGGAAUGAGCAAAUUGAGUCUGUGUGAGAUGAAGUGUUUACUGCUGUUCUCACCCUACGUCCUUUUAUCGACAUGCUCAUUUCACCUUUUGCAUUGUCAGCUGUCGUUAUUAGAAUUACAUACAAUAUUUCGACAUUUCUUUUCUGUUGUCGCGGCUACUUAGAGUCAUAAGUUGCCAUGUGUCAAAGGAAGCAUGAGAGAGAAAUAAAUUUUUAUCACCCUUGCUGCAAAUUUAGAAGCUAGCACACACAUACACUCUCGCAACACUGUACCGUUCCCAGCACUGGUCCUUCACAUGCCCCCAUUACACGCACACCUCGUUAGGAGAGUUAGCGUCAGUUUUUUGGAACACAAAGGGAAAAGGAGUCAGAAGAAAAUACAAAAACCAAAAAAGAUGGUAAUGGUCUGCCAUCAACGACAGGCUAAGCAUUUUACCCCCGUUCCAAAGUGUGUGGACCCAUUGGCAUGACUUUCACGCACAUAUGCGAUUAUGUCUAUACACGCAGAAAACCUUUAUUUGUUUGCUUUGUUUUUCUGCACUGUACACGGACGAUGCCUUACCAGAAACUGUACAAGGAUGGGCAAGAAUAGGGAGCCACAAAUGCUUGUUGUAGACGUUGUUGCGACAAAACCGAGUUUCAAAAAGAAACACUUGGUAAUUGUGACAUGUUAGUUGUAGGUUAGUUUCUCUUGCCUUUCCCUUGACUGUUGCUGCCACCUGCUGCUAGUUAAGUUAUGUCGAAGGCCUUGCAAAAAAAGAAAAGAUGUUAUAGAAGGAAAAUUCUCCCAAAUGUGAAUGGAAAGAGGAAGGAGCUGCUUGUGUUCUUUGACUUGUUGUUGCUUUGAGACUUGACGGGAUGAGGGGCAUGUUUCAGCAGCUCAUGCCAUUCACCUUGUACGAUGAAGGCCUGCUUAACUUAUUUGUCCUUGGAAGCUGUACUUUUAGAAGUGCACAGGGUGUGUUGGGAAAAGGCUGGCAUGAUGACCCCAUAACCUUACAUCUAGCCAUGGGGCUGUCCUGUAAAAAUUGUUUUUUGGUUUUCUUUUUUACCACCCACACCCCCUUUUCCAUGUGCUUAUGUGUGCGUGUAAUAUAUGUGCACCUGGUAAAUUGUCCCACGGCCUUCUCUCUUCUUGUCUUGCCACCAUAAAAACAAGUACAGAUUCAUGGACACUGAAACUACUAGGUGUGCAUUCUAUUCUCUCUCUCCAUUUUUUUUGCAUUUGUAUUUAGCAAAUGAGUUAAUAUAUUAUUGCAGUGUUCUAUACAUUUUCCAGUGCAUCUUUUGCCCUUGCCCCCCCCCCUUUUUGUUGUGAUGAAGACAAUGAUAAUUACUCGUUUUUGUCAUAAUGCAAAGCAGUGUUCAUUUCUUGUCAUUUUUCUGUGUACUGCUGUGUUGUUUUUCUUUUCCCCUUCUCUUGCUUAUGUAAAGGAUGCAUCUUAUCCUCAGCGUUUUAACAGAUAAUAUAUUACAUGUGUGUGUACAGUAAAUGACAGGAAAAAAAAUUAUAUGAAUGUUGCGCAUAGUAUAUAUUCAUACAUUUAAGCUGCUGGGUGUGUGUGCCCGCAGAUUGCUCUGUCGUUGAUGGGGAAAGAAGCAGCGAGAGAGUACACAUGUGCCAUGGGAGACGGAGGCGUUGACAGUACACCCCCCACCCCCUCCUUCUCUCUCUCUCUUUUUAUUAUUUUAUUUCUUCAGUAUUUCAGGCACCCUUCUCUCAUUUGUCUUUCCCUUGUGUUGUCAUGCUGCUGUGUGCCAAGCUUUCUCUUUGUUUUGUUUUUAUUAAGCUCAGUCCCAAGCUCCACCUCCAAUCACAUUUUUUUAAUAUGUUCUCACUGUUUCAUCUGCUUGCAUCUUUUGUUUUUAUUUUUUUAACAUCUCUUACUUUGUUUCUCUGCACUUUUCUUUCUUUCUUUUUUUUUCUUUUCUUUUUAUUUUAGCUUAUCAAAGAGACCCUCUCUGUGAAGAUCGCGAAGAAUGAUGCUGGUCGUUGUGUUCCUUGCGUCAUCUGCAUAUACUGACCAGCCUCGCCGAUGAUAGUCAAAUUAUAGAUCAAAAGAUAAGUAGGAGUGAAGUUCAAAGAAGCAUGCCCCCUGAUUGACCGAGGAGUGAAACUAAUCAAAAUUCUGCGAAAGUGCAAUAAAGUUCUUACCUUUUCUUUCUCAA